UGUGCGGGCUCCGGCGCGGGGGGUGGGGUGGGGGGUGCUCCUUUGAGUUCUGCCCGUGGUCACUCGUCCGGUUGGACCAUCUCAUCCCUUAACUGUCCGGAGUUUGCGGUGAAACAUUCUGGAAAGUCUGCCCUGAGCGCUGAGCCGGGCGCUCCCCGUGUUGUAUAUUAAAUGGCCAGGAGAGACAAGUGGAAUUAUUUAGCCCUUGCUGUGGAGACUUCAUUUUCUUCUUAAUACCUGACCUGUUUAUGAUGAGGUGGCUUGCGCUAGUGUGAUUUUCACUUAUUUCUUGACAGAGGGUCUGCAGAUCUACUCUGUGAGCACAAGAUAGACAAUGUGUCUCACGCAGGCUACAGUAAGCACAGGUGUGCAAGAACCACUUGCCAUGGAAACCAGGGAGCUUGGAAGCCCCACACCCACCUACCAUCUCCUUCCAGAAGCCAGCCAGCCCAGGGUGGAAGAAGAUGUCAGCCCACCACCUAAAGGGUCCCCGGAAACUAUGCAGCUGAAGAAGGAGAUCUCCCUGCUGAAUGGGGUCAGCCUGGUGGUGGGCAACAUGAUCGGCUCAGGGAUCUUUGUUUCACCUAAGGGUGUGCUGGAGUACACUGCCUCCUAUGGGUUGUCACUGACCGUGUGGGCAAUUGGUGGGCUUUUCUCCGUUGUGGGUGCCCUUUGCUAUGCAGAGCUGGGGACCACCAUUACCAAGUCAGGGGCCAGCUAUGCUUAUAUUCUAGAGGCCUUUGGGGGCUUCAUUGCCUUCAUCCGCCUGUGGGCCUCACUGCUAAUCGUUGAGCCUACCAGUCAGGCCAUCAUCGCCAUCACCUUUGCCAACUACAUCAUCCAGCCCUCCUUCCCCACCUGUAAUCCCCCGUACCUGGCCUGCCGUCUCCUCGCUGCUGCUUGCAUAUGUCUGCUGACAUUUGUGAACUGUGCCUAUGUCAAGUGGGGCACACGUGUGCAGGACACGUUCACAUACGCCAAGGUCCUAGCGCUCAUUGCCAUCAUUGUCAUGGGCCUUGUUAAACUGUGCCAAGGUUGUUCUUCGUGGGCUCCCGUGAGGGGCACCUCCCGGACCUUCUAUCCAUGAUCCACAUUGAGCGUUUUACACCCAUCCCUGCUUUACUGUUUAAUUGUGCCAUGGCACUCAUCUACCUCAUUGUGGAGAAUGUUUUCUUGCUCAUCAACUACUUCAGCUUCAGCUACUGGUUCUUUGUGGGCUUAUCUGUUGUUGGACAGCUCUACCUUCGCUGGAAGGAGCCUGACCGGCCUCGUCCUCUCAAGCUGAGCCUGUUUUUUCCCAUCGUGUUCUGCAUAUGCUCCGUGUUUCUGGUGAUCGUGCCCCUCUUCAGUGAUACCAUCAAUUCCCUCAUUGGCAUCGGGAUCGCCCUCUCCGGGGUCCCUGUCUACUUCAUGGGUGUUUAUCUGCCAGAGUCCCGCAGGCCACUUUUUAUACGGAACAUCCUGGCUGCUAUCACCAGAGUCACCCAGAAGCUUUGCUUUUGCGUCCUGACUGAGCUAGAUGUAGCUGAAGAUAGAAAGGUUGAGAGGAAAACUGAAUAGAUGCCAGAGGUGACUUCCCCUGUGUCCUGGAAGGCUGGCCACCUGUGGCCACAGCCACCAAGGUCCAGAUUACAAGACUAUGUGGGCCCAACCCUCCUGAAUUAAAGGAGCCUGUUGACCCAUGUAAUAUAAGGGGGCUCAGGGCCAAUGUUCACUCUCAUUGGUAAGCUAUGGGAAGAAACUCAGGGUCUGGGGCCAGCUUGAAGGUGGGGACUUCAGAGGGUGGGUUGGGGAGGAGACUGGGGAGCUGGGGAUUGGUUAUCAACGUUGAUCCUAGUGGGCAGGUACAGCCCUGACAAACGUAUUUGGUAAGUUGCAGUGGAGGAAUCAGGAAUGCUGGCUGGUGAUUUCUGAAUUGAAAUUUUGAACCAGGAAUUUCUACAGAGGAGCUACUUUUUGGGAAAUUUUCCUCUGACCAGGUCUUAGCACCUGACUUUAGAGGCAUGAAAUGCUACUUUCUCUUCCUGUGCUCAAAAUCCUUUCCCAGGGAGAUGGUUGUAUUCCUUUGGGUGGUGGGGGAUGGUGGCCUGAACAGCAAGGCUUUAUUUAGCUGAUCCCGGAACAGUGUAUCUCCCUCUUCUUGAAUUCCACAAGAAGAACAUCUUCCUGCUCUGGAAUUUCACACUCAGACAAUAAGCCUGAAAGGGAGAAGUCUCUUCAGGGUCCCAGAAGUGUCCACUGAAGGUCCCUCCUGUCAACGUUGGCCCCUCAUUCUGUGCAUCGGUAUGCUUGGGAAGCCACAGGACCUCACUGUUGUACAGGUUAGUUAUCUCCUUUGAGGAGAUUCUGCCUGUCUGACUGAAUUUACUUGGAUUAUAUUUGUACUUAUGUUCAACAUUGUUAAGAAAGGAGAUGAGCUUUCAGCUCCAAAAUGAAUUGUCUUUGCCAUCCAACUGCGUGCUUCCUAGCUACAGCUACCGAGCUUCAAUCCCGAAACAAGGGCUGAGGAAAACCUCACUGCUCCAGAGAGAAGGAGCAGCUUUGCAGCUAACUGGACAUGUUGACCACCACUGCCACCACCAACUCCUGUACUUCAUUUUCUAUUGUUUAAUCCAGAACAAUUCCAGCAAAGCAGUAGUGUUCUUUCAUCUGUAGGAUGCAGUAGGCUCAAUUGUGUUUAAAAAAUUGAAAAGUAUCAAGCGCCUAGUCCCUCUGCCCCCAGAAGUAUCUCUGUAGCAGGGCAGAUUGUGACCAGAUUUUAUGCUCAGUUUAGCACAAUCUUUGGUUGAAUCUUAUCUACAAAGGUGAACUUUAAGGAUCUUUUUUACUCAUAUACCUGUUAUACUUUAGUAUAGAUAGGUCACAUGUUACAAGCAACUGACUCUGGUUCAGCAAGGACGGAUGAACAAAUUCAUGAGUCAGACGUUUGGUAAUACUGCUAUUUUGAAGGAUAAUCCUGUUUUACUUGACAUUUUGGUCUUUGUUCUAGUUGAUAGAAGUAAAUCUUCAGGUUUCUGGUGUGAAUUUUAAGAGGAUUGAAACAGAGAGGGCUUAAACUGUUCUGGAAUUCAGGUGGAUCACCUGAAUUCUUUCAGCUGUCAGUGCUUGAAGACUAUCUCAGACCCAUGUCAUCAAAGAGCUUGUUCUUUCUCUAUGGGCUGGCAUGAGCAGCUGCUGUGCAGACCCAAGCAAGCCCACCCUGGUGCUAGAAGUGGUCAUUUUCUUUUCUGAAAACCUCUUGCCAGGCUGAUUCUCCUGUGUCCCCAGCACCAGGGUUUGUUUACACUCUGAGCCACUUGGUGUGGGUCAUCAGGAUAGUACACUCCUUUCCUGCUCGCCUCCUCUUGCUCCCGAAAUCUAAUGGGGCUGCAGUCUCAGGAAGAGCUUGGUACUUGUCAGGACUUCGAUUUUUUCCCUGUGAAGAUCAGUGAAUACUCUGGGAGAAAAGCUGCUUCAACCUCAAUCUGGCUCCUCAGCAGACCACAUGAGUGGAAGCAACCAAGCCUGGUGCUCAGCCUGGGCUUUUAACCCCCAGGAUGGGCCAGGGGGGCAAGUCUGGCCUAAUGGAUCAUCCUUCGUGGGCAGGAGGGCUGUAGUGGAUUGGAUAGUUGGUCUGUCAUGCCCCAAACACUGUCAUUCUGGGCCCAGAACUUGCUAGCUUGAUAACUCCUAUGGGCUUUCAUGCCUUUAGGUUUUUAGAAUUCGUUAACAGUAAAGACAAGAAUACGGCAAUCUUCCUGACCAUUGUUAUCCACCAAACUGGCCCCAGUCACAGAUAAGGGAGUAACCUUGAUCAUAUACUUGCUCAAUAAAGAAGACUUAAGAGAGCAUGA
Messenger RNA from Oryctolagus cuniculus (rabbit), 3833 nucleotides. NCBI's taxonomy places the organism in Eukaryota, Metazoa, Chordata, Mammalia, Lagomorpha, Leporidae. The record is from RefSeq and is a predicted model, not a curated record.